AUUCCAUCCAACUAUCCAAGCUGCUAACCAGUUCAACAGCAACCAGUUCAAGGAUUUUAUUAGCAGCAAUGGCCGAGAAGGCAGGAGGAGUUGUGAAGAAUGGUCACGAGGAAGGGCUGAAAAUGGCGGUGGCUCUCCUUGAAGAGUUCGAACUCCCUCAUGGACUGCUUCCGUUGGAAGAUGUGGUUGAAGUUGGGUUCGUCAAGGACACCGGGUACAUGUGGAUCCUGCAAAAGAAGAAGGUGGAGCAUGUGUUCAAGAUGAUCAGCAAGAGUGUCAGUUAUGAUAAAGAGAUCACUGGGUUUAUCAGCAAGAAGAACAUCAAGAAGCUCAAGGGCGUCAAGGCGAAAGAACUCAUCCUGUGGCCUCCGGUCAGUGAGAUUAUUGUUGGCGAAGCGCCAACUGGAAAAAUUCACUUCAAGAGCCUGGCAGGGAUUACCAAGACUUUCCCAGCUGAGGCAUUUGCUGCUGGCCAGUAAUAACAACAUAUACCAAGCCCGCCUUGAAGCAAAAAAUGCUUUCCCCAUUCUGCAACAUAGCUAAUCCAUUUGCUGCAUUUUGCAAUUUAUAGUGUUUCUCGUGCAUAUAGAGUUUUGCUACAACUCUCUAAACAGUUAUAAAUAAAGUUCUCCUUGCACUAAUUGGAAGAUUUCUCAAGACCGAGCUUGGUAUGCAUCUUAUACCUGUCGCAAAACGAAUAUGUUCAACACGGGUAACAGCAGUGAAGCUUUGGUUCCAGGAUGAGAUAAAAACAACCCAAAAGAUGAUCCAUCUAGCGAUCGACAAGACGUAACAAAGGAAACAGGAUGGU
This is a messenger RNA of Linum trigynum, 811 nucleotides long. The record is from the annotation of a GenBank genome assembly. Lineage: Eukaryota; Viridiplantae; Streptophyta; Magnoliopsida; Malpighiales; Linaceae.